CCGUUUAAGAUGUCUCAAAUGGGAGGUGCACUCGAGCCGUCUCCACUGGUACGCUCUCCCUCCCCUCACAACACCCUUACAACUUUUAAGGCACUCUGCCACAGUUGCUUUGGGUUCAACUCCACUGACCUCUCCUCCAAGUCCCCUGCUGGCCAAGGCUGCUUCACCCACGUGCCCACUGCCUCAUGCAUGCACGCAUGCUCUCCUGCCACCUCUAUCCCUCUGUCCCUGUGGCUCUCUGUCGUUCUAUCCCCCCUCCCCCCCACCCUUCCCUCCAGUGGCGCCUGUAUUACCAGAAGUGGUUGUCUAUUCCUUUCUCCCUCUCCCCCUCCCUCCCUCCCUCCCAGUGGCGCCUGUGUUCUACGCGCACCUGGCAGCGACGCACUGCCGCAACCACUUUGACCACGAUCAUGAUCACGACGCCACCGAGUUCUCCUCCGAGGCCACUGCCUCAUGCAUGCUCCCCUGCUCCCAUGCUCCCAUGCUCCCAUGCUCCCAUGCUCCUCUGCUCCCCUGCUCCCAUGCUCCCAUGCUCCCAUGCUCCCAUGCUCCCAUGCUCCCAUGCUCCCAUGCUCCCCUGCUCCCAUGCUCCCCUGCUCCCAUGCUCCCAUGCUCCCAUGCUCCCCUGCUCCCAUGCUCCCAUGCUCCCAUGCUCCCCUGCUCCCAUGCUCCCCUGCUCCCAUGCUCCCAUGCUCCCAUGCUCCCAUGCUCCCCUGCUCCCAUGCUCCCAUGCUCCCAUGCUCCCAUGCUCCCAUGCUCCCCUGCUCCCAUGCUCCCAUGCUCCCAUGCUCCCCUGCUCCCAUGCUCCCCUGCUCCCAUGCUCCUCUGCUCCCAUGCUCCCCUGCUCCCAUGCUCCUCUGCUCCCAUGCUCCCCUGCUCCCAUGCUCCUCUGCUCCCAUGCUCCUCUGCUCCCAUGCUCCUCUGCCAACUGUGUCACCCUGCCCCUGUAUCCCUCUGCCCCUGUGUCCCUGCCCCUCUCCUCCCUCCCUCCCAGUGGCACCUGUGUUCUACGCACACCUGGCAGCGACGCACUGCCGCAACCACUUCGACCACGGUCACGAUCACGAUGCCACCGACUUCUCCUCCGAGUCUAGUGCCGGCCGCAACAGGGACCCUGGCGUCCCUCGCCCUCCCCCGCCGCCUGUGCCUGAGCUACCUGCUCUCGCUCAGGGCAUGCCCACACGCAUGUUCUACUGCUGAGUUUAAAUGCGUCUCAAGACGCCGCUGCCCCUCGUCCUCCCCUUCUUCCCUCGCCACCCCCCUCCGCCUGUGCCUGAGUUGCCUGCUCUCGCUCAGGGCAUGCCCACACGCAUGUUCUACUGCUGAGUUUCGAGACGUUCCAAGACGCCGCUGCCCCUCGUCCUCCCCUUCUUCCCCUCGCCCUCCCCCGCCGCCCGUGCCUGAGCUGCCUCUUCUCGCUCAGGGCAUGCCCGCCGCAUGUUCUACUGCCGAGUUCGAGACGUCUCAAGACGCCGCCGCCCCUCUCCCUUUCCCUCCUACCCCUGAGCCGCCUAAUCUCGCUCACUGCAUCCCCACAUGCAUUUUCUUCGCUGAGUUUGAAGACGUGUAA
This is a messenger RNA of Closterium sp. Naga37s-1, 1570 nucleotides long. NCBI's taxonomy places the organism in Eukaryota, Viridiplantae, Streptophyta, Zygnematophyceae, Desmidiales, Closteriaceae. The record is from the annotation of a GenBank genome assembly.